AUGGAGUCAACUCGUCAAGUCUACCUCCUACCUCUCACUGACGAUGGUGCACCGGAUGUACCAGGCGGUUAUCUUUAUUUACCUACUCCAGGCGAUACCCCAUACACCCUCAGAUUUACCGUUGAUGGGACAAGCUCAAUAUGUCGGCAGGGCAGCUUGUGGGUGAACUUCCCAGAAGCUGGGCAGGAGUUCGACCGUUACAAGUUCAGAGAGUUCAAGCUCAAUCCAGAUUUCAACCGUACCCUCGAGAUAGACGUACCAAUUGUGUCCGCGGGAGCAUUUGCCUUCUACACGACCUACAUGCCACUUCCAGAUCUUACUACCUCGUCAUCUAGAAUACCCGAGCCGAUGAGAACAGAGGUCUACUAUGUCGACGUUGAACCCCGUCUGAGGCUCAACUCAUAUACUCUGCCCCUUGAUGCAUUAUCAAUUUUCUCUGUUGUCUCUAAAUUCAUGGGAAAGUACCCGGAGGAAUGGGAGAAGCAUCUCCGGGGCAUCAGUGGAAGGGGAUACAACAUGGUUCAUUUCACGCCCCUGCAGACAAGAGGAGAGUCCAAUUCGCCCUACAGCCUCUACGAUCAGUUGUCCUUUGACUCAGAGAUGUUCCCCAACGGUGAACAGGAUGUUGCGAACAUGAUCCGAAGUAUGGAGGAGAAGCAUCAUUUACUGGGUUUAACGGAUAUCGUCCUCAAUCACACAGCGAACAAUAGCAAGUGGUUAGAAGAGCAUCCCGAGGCUGGUUACAAUGUGGAGACUGCACCUUGGCUAGAGUCUGCGCUCGAGCUGGACACGGCGCUACUCCAAUAUGGUGAAGAGCUGGAGUCGCUUGGGCUGCCGACCGACUUCAAGAACAUUGACGACUUAUUGAAAGUUGUUGACGGGAUCAAGGAACAUGUUAUAAGCAAGAUUCAGCUAUGGGAGUACUUUGCGGUAGACGUACCAUCAAACUCAAAGUACGUAGUUGACGCCUGGAUGUCAGGAGAAACGAGGCUGCCAGAUGGUGGCUUCGACCCUUCUAUGAUGGGAGGCGGCGUUGACGCCGUCAAGCAAUGGUCGCUCUAUCAGAAAGCGGACUUUCUCAAGAACAAAGGCAUGAAAAAUGGUCUCAGGAUAGAUGGCCGCCUUUCACGAACCGUGGACCCUCUUGUUGGAUCAGCCCUGCUCACUGCGCUUGUUGGCCGUUAUGAAGAGGGAAGCGAUACCAAACAUGCCACGAAUAUCACCAACAAUAUCCUGAACGAGCUAAACCUCCCCUUCUAUCGUGAAUAUGAUGCUGAUGUAGCAGCAAUUCUGGACCAGGUAAAAGGCCGUCUGAAGUACACUCGACUGGACGACAACGGACCGAAGCUAGGACCUGUCACGAAAGCCAACCCUCUGAUCGAAUCCUACUUUUCCCGUCUGCCACUUAACGAGACCACGAAAAGGCAUAAUCCAAAGUCCCUUGCCUUAGUGAACAAUGGUUGGAUUUGGGCUGCUGAUGCAUUGAAGGAUAACGCCGGCCCGGAUUGGCGACCAUACUUGAGGCGAGAGGUGAUUCCAUGGAGUGAUUGUGUGAAGCUACGCUAUGGCAGUGGGCCACAGGACAACCCUUACCUAUGGGAAUUCAUGGGCAAGUAUGUCCGGCUAAUGGCUAAGUACUUCGCCGCAUUUCGGAUUGACAACUGCCACUCCACUCCCCUACAUGUCGCAGAGUAUUUCUUGGACGAGGCCCGAAAAGUACGACCAGAUCUUGCGGUCUUCGCGGAAUUGUUCACCGGAAACGAGCAGACCGACUACGCUUUUGUGAAACGAUUAGGUCUGAGUGCUCUAAUUCGUGAAGCCAUGCAGGCAUGGAGCACGCAGGAACUGAGCCGCAUCGUACAUAAGCAUGGUGGAAGACCAAUUGGGAGUUUCGAAAUCAAUGUCCUUGGCGAUGAAAACAAAGUGCCAACCGAGACAAGUCUUACAAAUGGCAAUCAUCCUUCGUUGAAGGAGGAGGUCAAGCGAAUUCGCGAAAGCCCCCUGCACGCACUCUUCAUGGACUGCACUCACGACAACGAGAUGCCCGCCCAGAAGCGAGAUGCUCGUGACGCACUGCCAAAUGCAGCCCUAGUCAGCAUGUGCGCUUGCUCUACCGGUAGCGUCAUGGGCUACGAUGAAAUCUAUCCUCAUAUCGUUGAGAUAGUACACGAGACACGCCAUUACUCGUCCGCUUACUCUGAGGGUAAAGUUGUUGCGGGUGCUGGUGAAGGAGGUAUUGGCGGCGUCAAGAAGCUGCUCAACCAGAUCCAUACCAUGAUGGGUAAAGAUGGCUAUGAUGAGACUCAUAUCCAUCACGAAGGCGAGCUCAUCACUGUACACCGGGUACAUCCUGACUCCCGCAAGGGCUAUUUCCUGAUCGCACAUACAGCAUUUCCAGGCUACGGAAAUGGCAAUGGUGGGUUGAGUCCAGUGCACCUGACAGGCACGAAAGCCAAACCGAUUGGUGCUUGGACACUGGAGGUCGAUGCAGGCAAAGAAGCAAGGGAAGCAGCAGACGCCAACAAACAAUUUCUUAUUGGUCUUCCAGCACACACCAAAGAUAUCAAAGGUGUGUCAUUGGUUGCUGACGGCGAUGACACUAUAAUCACAAUUCCCGAAUUCUUUCCUCCAGGAUCCAUUGCCCUGUUCGAUACCUGGAUUCCAUCUGCCGAGCACUCCGAGGGUCUUGGAAACUUCGUCGUCAGUGGUGCUGAUGAGGCAUUUGGAGAGCUUGACCUCAUAGACUUGAAUUCUGUUCUCUAUCGCUGUGAUGCAGAGGAAAGAGAUUCAAGCGCUGGCAAAGACGGUGUAUACAGUAUUCCAGACCAUGGACCGCUAGUAUACGCAGGUCUUCAAGGCUGGUGGAGCGUGCUGGAAAACAUCGUCAAGUACAAUGAACUUGGUCACCCUCUUUGCAACCACCUACGGUCAGGACAAUGGGCUCUUAACUUCGUGGUUGGUAGAAUGGAAAGCAUCUCAAAGCAGGAGGGUCACAACAGACUUCGCAAGCCGGCUAUGUGGUUAAAAGAGCGUUUUGAUGCAGUGAAGAUCAUCCCUAGCUUCCUUCUUCCUCGGUAUUUUGCUUUGAUCAUACAAGUUGCAUUCAACGCAGCGUGGCGUCGGGGUAUUGCACUUUUCGGAAGCAACAUUCAACAAGGUCAAAAAUUUUUGCAAGAAUUGGCCAUGGUCAGUGUUCAGCAGACAGGCUACGUCAAGUCGGCAUCGUUAUGGCCAACGAAAAUCGUGCCUAGUCUUGCCGCUGGUUUACCGCAUUUUUCCGUUGAAUGGGCACGGUGUUGGGGACGAGACGUUUUCAUCUCGUUACGUGGCUUGUUUUUAUGCACUGGGAGGUACGAUGAAGCAAAGGAGCAUAUUAUGGCUUUCGCGAGUGUCUUGAAGCAUGGUAUGAUCCCCAAUCUCUUGAGCAGUGGAGCCUUACCUCGUUACAAUUCUCGGGAUUCUCCUUGGUUCAUGCUCCAAAACAUUCAAGAUUACAGCAAGAUCGUUCCUGACGGGAUGGAUCUUCUGAAAACGAAAGUGCCUCGUCGCUUUUUGCCGUACGAUGACACUUGGUUUCCUCACGACGACCCUCGAGCAUAUUCAAAGGAGUCGACGAUCGAAGACGUUAUUCAAGAAAUUCUACAGCGCCACGCAUCUGGUCUUUCCUUCCGUGAGUACAAUGCUGGUCCAGAACUUGACAUGCAGAUGAAGCCGGAAGGUUUCCAGAUCGAUGUCCACGUUGACUGGGAGACUGGUCUCAUCUUUGGUGGAAGCCAGUCGAAUUGUGGCACCUGGAUGGAUAAGAUGGGAGAAAGUGAGAAAGCCGGCAGCAAAGGUGUGCCUGGAACUCCACGAGAUGGUGCCGCCGUAGAGAUCACAGGCCUUGCCUACAGCGCUAUCUCCUGGGUCGCGGCACUGCAUAAAGAAGGGAAAUAUGCACAUUCGGGCGUGAAGAACAGCCAAGGCCAGGAGGUCUCGUUCCAGGAUUGGGCUGACAAGAUCAAAGCUAGCUUCGAGAAAUGCUAUUACAUCCCCACGGAACCCAAAGAGGACGCCAAGUUCGACGUCAACCCUCAAGUUGUCAAUCGUCGUGGCAUCUACAAAGAUCUAUAUAAAUCAGGCAAGGAGUAUGAGGACUACCAGUUGCGGUGCAAUUUCCCUAUUGCCAUGACUGUCGCCCCUGAUCUGUUUACAGCAGAGUAUGGCCUGGGUGCCCUCAAGAUUGUGGAUGAUGUGAUCCGUGGACCGACCGGCAUGGCUACACUAGACCCUUCAGACGCCAAUUAUCGUCCUUAUUACAACAAUUCGGAAGAUUCUACUGACUUUGCAACCUCGAAAGGCCGCAAUUAUCAUCAGGGUCCAGAGUGGUUGUGGCCGACCGGGUUCUUCCUCCGAGCGCUGCUGAAGUUCGAUCUCAUGCGCAAGAAUACUCCAGAAGAGAAGAUUGAGGCAUUCCAGCAGAUUGAGCGCAGGCUGAAGGGGUGCAAGAGAGCUAUCAAGGAAAGUCCGUGGAGGGGUUUGACGGAGCUGACGAAUAAGGAUGGGUCGUAUUGUGCUGAUUCAUCACCUACCCAGGCCUGGUCUGCUGGAUGCAUGAUAGACCUGUUCCAUGAUGCUUCUGCCUUGGCUUCUGAAGGUUAG
Messenger RNA from Endocarpon pusillum Z07020, 4641 nucleotides. RefSeq lists its product as uncharacterized. Lineage: Eukaryota; Fungi; Ascomycota; Eurotiomycetes; Verrucariales; Verrucariaceae. The record is from RefSeq and is a predicted model, not a curated record. The transcript has 3 exons. Gene Ontology annotation, molecular function: amylo-alpha-1,6-glucosidase activity; 4-alpha-glucanotransferase activity. Bases 1 to 4641 code for a protein of 1546 amino acids. Gene Ontology annotation, biological process: glycogen catabolic process.